Messenger RNA from Mytilus trossulus (common blue mussel), 631 nucleotides. Its product is annotated as low affinity immunoglobulin epsilon Fc receptor-like. The record is from RefSeq and is a predicted model, not a curated record. The coding region runs from base 57 to 536 and encodes 159 amino acids. The transcript has 5 exons. Gene Ontology annotation, molecular function: signaling receptor activity. NCBI's taxonomy places the organism in Eukaryota, Metazoa, Mollusca, Bivalvia, Mytilida, Mytilidae.
GGCAUAUCUAUAAUGCGACCACAUAAAGUAUCUUUAAUAGUAGGAACACUAGUACUAUGUUUAAUUUGGUAUACUUCAGUAUUUUGACUCUAUGCUUCAUCGACGCAGUAAAGACAGAAUGUCACAUAGGAUGGUUGCAUUAUGGAAACUCUUGUUACCUUUUCAGUUCCACAAAGAUGAGCUGGUAUAAUGCAGCUAGUUCAUGUCGAGAGCAUAGCGCUAAACUGGCAGAAAUAGAGACACAAGCUGAGGAUAGAUAUAUUACGAAUAUUGCACAAACUUUAAGAUCAUUUUUCUGGUUAGGUGCCAGAGACGACGUUGUCGAAGGUACGUUUGAAUGGUCAUCCGGAACACCCUUUAUAUAUACAAACUGGCAUCCUGGGGAACCAAAUAACGGUGGUCCAGUAGGAUCAGAAGAUUGUGUAUUCACUGAUGGAGGAUGGACUGACCAGUCAUGUGACGUAAAAAAUAGUUAUGUAUGCGAAAAAGAAUAUCCCGAAGAACUUGCAACCGAUGCUCCUGUUGUCGGGAAAUAACGAUUAGAUGGAAUGGCUGCAUAAUAUGGCGAUAUAAUCAUAAUCACUAACGCAAAUUUAUAUUCAAUGUUUGAAUAAAAUUAUGGAGUUGUUGU